AUUGGUCCGAUGCCAUGGGGGGCGGGGGGCGGGAUCGUUCCAUCGUCUCGAGUUGGACGACGACGAUGCACGGACGGGCGGACGGACGCAGAGUCAAUUGUCUGCUUGCGCUGCACUCCUGGAACAAAAAUCCUAGGCACGUAUUUCCUUUCUUGUCCUCCGGGAUCAAGACAUAACCCAAGCUGGGACUCUUACCGUCUAGUGUGCAGACUGUGACAUUCGACGCGUACGCAUCAUGUCAUCUAUAAUAAAACACUGGAACAUCGACACGAUUGCUACGGUGCUUCGCAGCACCGUCUUCAACCCCGGGGUCACUGCCCCGGCCUCAGCGGCGGUGAGUUGGAUAUUGAAAACGGACACGCUCGGUGCCCGCGGGUUGCAUAGUGGUCUCCCUCAACUUCUCCUGACGGUAUGGCUCCUCACUGCAGCCGGUCUGGCCUUGCGGCUCCACGAGCAGCUGAACAAGUGGACCGCCAACAACUGGACGAGGGACGACACAUGGGACUGGGAUAACGAGGUGGUGCUCAUCACCGGAGGCAGCAGCGGCAUCGGCGCCACCGUGGCCCAGCAGCUCGUGGCUCGCGACCCCCGCACGACGGUUGUCGUCGUGGACUACGUCCCUCUUACCUGGCGGCCGGCGCCUGAGGCGAAUGUGCGAUAUUUUCAGUGCGACCUCAGCGACAAGGCGGCAAUCAGGACCCUGUGCGAACGCGUGAGGCGCGAGGUGGGCAACCCGACCGUGCUCAUGAACAACGCCGGCCUCUCGCGUGGGUUCUCGGUCAUGGACGGGACUUACACGGACGUCGAGCUGACGAUCAACACGAACCUCGUCGCUCCGUUCCUGCUGGUGAAGGAGUUCCUCCCGCACAUGGUGAAGUCGAACCACGGCCACAUCAUCCACGUGGGGUCCAUGAGCGCGAUGAUGCCGCCCGCUCGGAUCGCGGACUACGCGGCCACCAAGGCCGGGCUGAUAGCUCUCCACGAGGCCCUCCAACUGGAACUUAGGUAUGUCAAUCAAGCGCCCAAGGUGCGAUUGACACUCGGCGUCUUCGGCUUCAUCAAGACGCCAUUUUUCAGGAGCGACCGGUCGGGGCAGUCGCCGUUCCUCUUUCCGCUUAUCGAAUCAGAAACGGUAGCCCGGUUGUUCGUGGACACUCUCUACAGUGGCUUCGGGAAGACGAUCUACAUGCCGGGCAUCAUGCGAUACGUGGCCAUGUUGCGGGGCGGACCCGAGUGGCUCUUAAGGAUGGCCAGGGAAGAGACCCAGAAGCUCACGGUUGACCUUGCCGGCUAUCAAACAGUCAACAGCAAGACCGGAAAGUUGGAAAUGCCGGGAGGCCGUAGCGCUACUUGAAGGCCAGAGUGUGAGCCGAGGGGGGGAUCUAUCAAGACGCUAUAAUUGUAGCACGAACAGUUUCAUUACUGUAGUCAAUAGCUCCGAUGCAAUCAUACUUUUUCGCCU
Molecule: messenger RNA, 1462 nt
Organism: Colletotrichum navitas
Lineage: Eukaryota; Fungi; Ascomycota; Sordariomycetes; Glomerellales; Glomerellaceae
Product: short chain dehydrogenase
Exons: 3
Coding region: 236-1354 (372 amino acids)
Molecular function (GO): oxidoreductase activity, acting on the CH-OH group of donors, NAD or NADP as acceptor
Source: RefSeq, a predicted model, not a curated record